AUGUCAAGCGCAGCGUCCGAUACACUCCUCGAUUUUGAUCUGUGCCCCACUGAUCGACUAUUCAUAUUGUGCUUUUUACAUUCUGGUGAGCUGCAGGUGAAUUUCAGGUGGUUUCGUGAAGGGCGUUUUCCAGUGUCGCUGUUCCAUGGUAUGGCUCUACUUAUUGGCGAUGGUGAGGGUGAUAUCUGCGACAAAAAGGGCUUUUCUUUUUGUCGGAAAACACCGGUAAUGCCACUUCGCGAGUACGUGCGGACAGUUCUGGUACUUUGUCAGUUAUCGAAUGUGCCUACCCAGCCACUGAUUUGCUCAUUUGAGCAGGUAAUUUUGUGUAUGUGUGUGUGUGUGUUUGCAGCGAUUCAGGUCAGUUUGUGCAUUUGGCCGCGUGUUGGAAUACAGAUAAUUUCAAUGUUUUUCAUCAGCACGCUUGUGGCUGGUGCACAUUUGAUGGAAAUUAGAAUUGCAAGCUCUUUUACGCAUAUUUUUGAAAGAUGUAACAACGGAAGAAUUCUGGAGAAAGGAUGCAAAAAGUGCAUUUUUUUGUCUGUUGAUCUCUCGUGGUCUGCAGUUGGAAUACAUGAAACAGUUGCAAUUCGUAAUUUGGUUCUCCAGCCAUGCAGCUGA
Molecule: messenger RNA, 621 nt
Organism: Gongylonema pulchrum
Lineage: Eukaryota; Metazoa; Nematoda; Chromadorea; Rhabditida; Gongylonematidae
Source: the annotation of a GenBank genome assembly